Messenger RNA from Delphinapterus leucas (beluga whale), 6514 nucleotides. Lineage: Eukaryota; Metazoa; Chordata; Mammalia; Artiodactyla; Monodontidae. The record is from RefSeq and is a predicted model, not a curated record.
UAAAGGGAGCGAACAAAGAGAACUCCCAGCAGCCGCCCGCCAGCGCCUUGCCGCUGCAUCAGGAGACGUCAGUCAAGCCCGGAAGGCUGUUGGAAUCCGCCUCCCUGCGAAAAGCUCAAGUAAAUAAUUGAUGGCAAUUGACGCGGUCCAGGACAAAGCUUUGAGGAAAGCCAGUGCAUCCGAUUUCGAGCGGUUUGGGAAUCUUCCGCCGAGUAAGGGGUAUGCGAGUGCAGCGAGGACUGUGAGCUUGGCUACCGGUCUUCCAUCGCGGGCGUGGCUCUGGCCUUUUUGUCUUCUUGCCGCCCGCCCCUCCGCCUCCGCACUCCGCCUUCUUCUCUUCCCUUUUGAAAGUAGCCUCUGGUUACUUCUACGCAGUCCUCCCUUGCAAUCCCGCCCCCUCCCCUGCCCAGUCCGGUGAGGCCAGCUCACGAAUAUCAGUGCACUUCCCGGGGAGCGUCUGGCACGGCUUGGUACCUUGCGUGUUCGCCUGCUCAGAGCCGCAGCUCCAGCCCAGCCGCGGGCCGCCAAGGAGUAAUCCGCUCUUCCGGCCGUUGAGCCUCCACGUUAACGCCAUUGUUUGGAGAAACAGAGUGGGUGUGGAACUGGGGCGAACCGGUCCAAAGUCAAAAGUGCUCAGCCAGAUAGUCGCAUAUAUAAAACUACGAAGUUAAACUCUCCUCGUCUCCGAAAAGACACAGUAAGAACCCUGAGGUCCCCGGAAGAUCAGAAGGAAAGCGCUGUUGAUUUGCUCCAGCCUCAAAACAUCGCCUCUGCCAAGAAAUUAGAAAGGAAGGUUGCUGGCAGUGAGGAGGGAAGAGAGUGAUCUGGUGAUAGACUAUUGUAAAUCGCCUCUGAUAGAUUCUUCCUAGACCGCAAUGAGUCAGCCACCGACGGGGGGCGCUGCCCCUGCCACAGCCGCAGCUUCUGCCGCCACAGCUGCCACUGAGGCUCGCUUGCACCCGGAGGGCAGCAGCAGAAAGCAGCAGCGUGCUCAGUCACCCGCUAGACCGAGAGACAAUUCGGUCCGACAGACCACCGCGGCCACCCGGUCCCCGGUAGGGGCUGGUACUAAACUCAAUUCUAUUCGACAGCAGCAGCUGCAGCAGCAGCAGGGCAACAAGACCGGGAGCCGCACGGCGCCUCCGGCCAGCGCCCGAGGAAGCGGAGGAGGGGCGGAGAAGACCGCGCCCCUGGCGCCCAAGGGGGCCGCGCCGGGAGCUGUCCAGUCCUUGGCUGGUGCUGAAGUGGCCCCCGUGGCGACCCUGGCCCCGGUGGGUGUCAGGAGGCCUGGCGCGUUGGAGGAGCCGCCCCGGGAGCUAGAGCCCGCGUCCUCUAAACUCGGGGAACCCCCUCCUCUCGGAGAAGGAGGAGGAGGGGGUGGGGAAGGAGGAGGAGCCGGCAGCGGCUCUGGGGAAAGGGAGGGGGGCGCUCCGCAGCCGCCGCCGCCGCCCAGGGGUUGGCGAGGGAAAAGCGUACGCGCUCAGCCGAGGGGCGGCAGCGGCGCGGAGGGGGCCUCCCCCUCGCCAUCCACCUCCUCUGCGGGCAAAACCCCAGGCUCCGGCAGCAGAAACUCUGGGAUUGGCGUUGUGGGGCCUGGCAGCGGUGGCGGAGGGAGCUACUGGAAAGAAGGAUGUCUGCAGUCUGAGCUCAUCCAGUUCCAUCUCAAGAAAGAGCGGGCGGCGGCGGCGGCGGCCGCGGCUCAGAUGCACAGUAAGAACGGCGGCGGCGGCAGCAAUCGCAGCUCUCCGGUCGCUGGCGCCCCUGCCAUUUGUGAGCCCCUCGCAGUCCCUCCCACCUCCCCAAUGGCGGCGGCAGCAGAGGGCCCCCAACAGGGCGCAGAGGGCAGCGCGAGCGGCGGCGGCGGCAUGCAGGCAGCGGCGCCCCCUUCGUCGCAGCCGCACCCGCAGCAGCUCCAGGAGCAGGAGGAAAUGCAGGAGGAGAUGGAGAAGCUGCGGGAGGAAAACGAGACUCUCAAGAACGAGAUCGAUGAACUGAGGACCGAGAUGGACGAGAUGAGGGACACUUUCUUCGAGGAGGAUGCCUGCCAACUGCAGGAAAUGCGCCACGAGUUGGAGAGAGCCAACAAAAACUGCCGGAUCCUGCAGUACCGCCUCCGCAAAGCCGAGCGCAAAAGGCUCCGCUACGCGCAGACCGGGGAGAUCGACGGGGAGCUGUUGCGCAGCCUGGAGCAGGACCUCAAGGUAGCAAAGGAUGUAUCUGUGAGACUUCACCAUGAAUUGGAAAAUGUGGAAGAAAAGCGAACAACAACAGAAGAUGAAAAUGAGAAACUGAGGCAACAGCUUAUAGAAGUUGAGAUAGCAAAGCAAGCUCUGCAGAAUGAACUGGAAAAAAUGAAGGAGUUAUCUUUAAAGAGAAGAGGAAGCAAAGAUUUGCCAAAAUCUGAAAAGAAGGCUCAACAGACUCCCACAGAGGAGGACAAUGAAGAUCUGAAAUGCCAGCUGCAGUUCGUGAAGGAAGAAGCUGCUUUGAUGAGAAAGAAAAUGGCCAAGAUUGAUAAAGAAAAGGACAGAUUCGAACACGAGCUCCAGAAGUACAGAUCCUUUUAUGGGGAUCUGGACAGUCCUUUGCCUAAAGGAGAAGCCGGGGGGCCUCCCAGCACCAGAGAGGCUGAGCUCAAGCUGCGGCUGAGGCUGGUGGAGGAAGAAGCCAACAUCCUCGGCAGAAAAAUCGUCGAACUGGAGGUGGAGAACAGAGGCCUGAAGGCGGAACUGGAUGAUCUGAAGGGCGACGACUUUAACGGCUCGGCCAACCCCCUCCUGCGGGAGCAGAGCGAAUCCCUGUCGGAGCUGCGGCAGCACCUGCAGCUGGUGGAAGACGAGACGGAGCUGCUGCGGAGGAACGUGGCCGACCUGGAGGAGCAGAACAAGCGCAUCACGGCGGAGCUCAACAAGUACAAGUACAAGUCGGGCGGCCACGAGAGCGCGCGGCACCACGACAGCGCCAAGACCGAGGCCCUGCAGGAGGAGCUGAAGGCGGCUCGCCUGCAGAUCAACGAGCUCAGCGGCAAGGUCAUGCAGCUGCAGUACGAGAACCGCGUGCUCAUGUCCAACAUGCAGCGCUAUGACCUGGCUUCUCACCUGGGCAUCCGCGGCAGCCCCCGCGACAGCGACGCCGAGAGCGAUGCGGGCAAGAAGGAGAGCGACGACGACUCGCGGCCGCCACACCGCAAGCGCGAAGGGCCCAUCGGCGGCGAGAGCGACUCGGAGGAGGUGCGCAACAUCCGCUGCCUCACGCCCACCCGCUCCUUCUACCCCGCGCCCGGACCCUGGCCCAAGAGCUUCUCUGACCGGCAGCAGAUGAAGGACAUCCGCUCGGAGGCCGAGCGCCUGGGCAAGACCAUCGACCGGCUCAUCGCUGACACCAGCACCAUCAUCACCGAGGCGCGCAUCUACGUGGCCAACGGGGACCUGUUCGGACUGAUGGACGAGGAGGACGAUGGCAGCCGCAUCCGCGAGCACGAGCUGCUCUACCGCAUCAAUGCGCAGAUGAAGGCCUUCCGCAAGGAGCUGCAGACCUUCAUCGACCGCCUCGAGGUGCCCAAGUCCGCGGACGACGCCGGCGCCGAGGAGCCCAUAUCCGUGAGUCAGAUGUUCCAGCCUAUCAUUUUACUUAUUCUCAUUCUUGUAUUAUUUUCAUCACUUUCUUACACAACGAUAUUUAAACUUGUCUUCCUUUUUACACUGUUUUUUGUACUGUAAAUCUCUCAUCAUUUACCAUUCAUUGUAGUAUUUUCAGUUUGUUUGUUUUGUUCACCCUUCAAGACAAGAAGUAAAAGAAGUAUAAUUUCUGUAGUAACCAAUGCUGUAAAAACACUGAAGACUGCUUAUUUCUUUAAAAAGACACAUCUUACCACUACUAAAUUCAAUAAGAAGCCUGAGCAUUAAAUGUUUCAGGUAAGGGAGUAAGUAUGACUUCUCUUUUUAUGAAUCAUUUAAAUUUUUACUUCUUUCUUUUACAUCUUGAUUUGCACUCUUCUUAAAUCACUGUAAGAAUGACUGUAAAAAUUGCCUAGAUCUCUCAAUUAUUUCUCAGUAUUUGACUAUUAUGAUAAUUCAAAAGCUGGACAUUCACAAGUUGGUCACAUCUUAGAAAAUAUAUAGACUUAUAAAGUACUUUUGCUAGGUUGCAACAGACUAACAACAUAAUUUUGAUAACCAAUAAAUAUCAAUGAAAAUUAUGGUGAACAAAUGAAAUGUGACCAUCAUGGGAACUAAACUAUUUAUUGUGAUACUGAUGGUGUUCUGUCUAAAAAGAUGUGUUUGGAAGCAUGAGAGUGGAUUAGGCCUUAGUUCAUUGAGAAAGUAAUUAUCUUCAUCCUACUACAUUUGACCAGCUUCAACCAUUCCAACCAAACCAACCAUUUCUGCAUUUACCUGUUAUACUUGGAGCCAUAUAUUGCUAAUCAAGUUUUUGCCUGGAGUCCUGUCCUCUAUAAUAGGUUACCACACAGAACUGCUUCUGGGGCAGGAAAUAUGCUAGAAAUACAGUAUAUUAAAUAUUUUGAGUAGGGAAAAGAAUAGUCAUUCUGUAGAAUUUCAUUAAAUCACAGUCCAAAGCCAGUAGCAUAGUUCCAGUGGGAGUUGCUCUCUAGACAAACUUACUUUGGUGAACCUCAACAUUAUCCUUUCUCCUCCUACCUAAAGUGGCCUGGAUAGGUUUCCUGUACCCAGAAGGUCCUAUUCUGUCAACCUCAUUGGCAGUUUACAGAGUGGAAAGCUGGACUGCACUACUGUCACCAAGAUUCAGAAAUACUAGCACUCGUUGACGUCACAGACGUAGAGAUACUUGUAUGUUGGUUGGUGGAUAUGAAAAUCUGUAGUAAAGUGAAGUGUCUUGCCCUCAGCAUAAAAAGUAAUAUAUGGAAAAUCUUUGCUCUAAUACAAAAUUUGGUACUGGCAACAGUCUUUUGAGUCCUCAUCCCCCAGCACGUCAGUUUCCCUUUGAGUAUUAAUUUAAUAAAAAGGAAAACUACAUAAUAGUUUAAAAUUUAGUUUAUAAUACCUGCUCUUAAUAUCCAUGGUUUUCAAUUUAAUUUUGGUUUUCAUUUUGUUUUGUUUUGAGGGGAGGAGAGACCGGGAGUGAGGAGUGGUUGACCAACAGUUCAAAUCUGUCACUACAUACUUGCGGCUUUUUGUCUUAGAGAUUCAAAUGGCUAGAUAGAACGUCAUGACAAGAACAAAUGAAAUAACAUAAAUGCUAUACUUAAUUAUUCAAGUGUUACUUUUUAAAAAUUCUCAUCUCAGGAAAAGCAACCACUUUAAAAAUCAAAAUUUGUCUGUUAGAUCCUUGGUCAACCCCUAGACCACCAUCUCAGAGGAACCAUUUUGGCAAUGGAAGUGGAACUGAAGGUAAAUGUUUGAGGCUGAAAUUUAUCUGAAAUAUUUAUUGCCUUGGGAGCCAGAUACAGCCAGCUAAGCAAGCAAUGACUCUCAGCUACCUAUGGAGCAUUUGGUAGCUUAUGGAGGUGUUGCCAGUUCCAGUCACAAUGACUGGAAGCUCAUUGGCAUUUAGAGGAAAGGGGUCAGAAUUUCAAAUAAUUGUCCUGCCCAGAUUCCUAACAUUAUCCCUCUGGGGAAGCAUGGCAUGCAGUGCACUUGUUCACUUCAGAAGGAUCGUGGAUAUUCAGUACCCUGUGUGGCUUUAAGAAACUGGCUUUAGAAUUGAAACUUUCUUUACCACAAGGAGAAUCAAGAACUAAAUAUCUAGAUCAGUGGUUUUCAACCCUAGCCAUACAUCAGAAUUCCUGGCAUGCUUUUAGAAUUGAGACCCUACUUCACACUAAUUGAAACUGAAUGUAUGAGCCCAAGCAUUUAUAUAUGUAUUUUUUUAAACUCCCAAGAACUAAUUCUUGAGAUGUUUGAAUUAUCAAAAAUAUGUAGAUACAGCUUAUACCAAGGUUAUAGUAAACCAUGUGAUAAUAGCUGUAUAGAAUCAUCAGUUGUCUAGGUUUUUAGUAGACCUUAAAGUUCCAGGCAUUCAUUGGAUAUCCGUAUCCUCUCUAGGGCAUUUCCACCUUUGUCAUAUGGCCUUUGCCACAAGUCCUCUAAUGACAAAGAAGUUCUCUUUCCACACUGGUGAUAGUGUUAGAAAACUCCCCUUUCAUUCAUACAGGUGUUUAAAGCAAACAAUAUCAGAGAAGACGAAUAGGAAUAGUACAUGACAGAAAGGAGAACCGAGGUCAGUAUUGUGUGUGUGCAGGGUCACACACACACUUGGAGAUACAGACACAUGUGAAUGCUGAAUUAAAGCCUCAAGAUGAUCUCACACACACACCCUAACAAACCACCACUUUGUCGUUAUACAGUCACCUCUGCUACAAAGCUUCCCCAUGUGAUCCACAGAGAGGAUAUGGUGUCCCAGCAAGAAUGAUGGAUGCCAACUGAUUCUACCCUCCAAACCCAGACGAGAAAGCAUACAUAAAGAGAUGUGAGAAUGGAGCAAAAAGAUAGAGCAUGGAUCCUUUGUCUACUUAACAAACUUUUUUUUUUUUUUU